This is a messenger RNA of Aegilops tauschii subsp. strangulata, 1125 nucleotides long. The record is from RefSeq and is a predicted model, not a curated record. Lineage: Eukaryota; Viridiplantae; Streptophyta; Magnoliopsida; Poales; Poaceae.
AUGUCUCGCAAAGCCGAACCCUCGGACGCCGGUUCUUUCGCCGGUGCCACCUUCACCUCUGAUCGCCUCAACGAGCUCCACAUCAAAGACCACGUUCCCGUCGUCCUCGACCUCGACUCACCAUCAUACAACGCAUGGCGCACCUACUUCCCGCUCCUCUUCCGUUCCUACCGCCUCAUCGAGCAUGUUGACGGUAGCGUCGACAUCCGCGACAUGAAGGACAACGACGAGUGGCUUGCUGUGGAUGCCUGCAUCGUCAAGUGGCUUUUUCUCACCAUCUCUCCAGGUCUCUUCAACAUGGUGAACUCACGUGACCCGUCGGCGUAUGCCAUGUGGACACGGUUGUGCGACCUCUUCCUCGACAAUCAACUCCAGCGCCGCGUUUUCCUCCACGGGGAUUUCUUCACCAUGCAGCAAAACGAUCUUUCGAUCGACGAGUACUGCACGCGGAUGAAGGUUCUCGCCGACAAGCUACGCGACGUCGGCAUGGUCAUCGACGACUCCGUCCUCCUCACCAACCUCCUUCGUGGCCUCCACCCCGACCUUGGCCAACCCGACGCCAACCCCUCCCUCAUCACGCCGACAUACGCCAAGGCGGUGACGUAUCUUCGCAUGGAGGAGAAGCGUCUUCGUCACGCGGCCCGGCAAGCGCCUCUCGCCGCGCUCCAUGCCGGCACCGUGAAGGGCCCCGCCGCCCUCCCGCAGCCUCCACGCGUGCCGGCUCCACAGCCGCCCGCCGCCCCGGACCAGGGCCGCCAGAAGAGACGGGGAGGUCACGACGGCCGCGGCCGCAACGGCGGUUCUCAGCCCCGCCAAGCGGCUUCCCCCCGCUCCUGCCCAGGCUGCGGCGCCACCGCCCUGGCUCACGGGGCCUUCUUGGCCACGCCGGGUGGCUCCGGACAAGGCAGUUCUUCGGUGUACAGUGGGACCGUGGCCCACGGCGCCGCCAUGUCGCCCCCCUACGGUGCUGCACCCACCGGCUACACCUACGACCCGGCGCUCCUAGCCGCCCCUACCCCAAGCAACUACUCCGGCGGCGGGGACUGGUACAUGGACACACGAGUUGCUGCUCAUAUGGCAUCGCACUCGGGAUGCGCACUCCCGGAAGGUUCUGCACCGAUGUGA